Messenger RNA from Filobasidium floriforme, 1714 nucleotides. RefSeq names its product putative ceramide synthase component. Gene Ontology annotation, cellular component: membrane. Lineage: Eukaryota; Fungi; Basidiomycota; Tremellomycetes; Filobasidiales; Filobasidiaceae. The record is from RefSeq and is a predicted model, not a curated record. The coding region runs from base 134 to 1558 and encodes 474 amino acids. Gene Ontology annotation, molecular function: sphingosine N-acyltransferase activity. The transcript has 14 exons. Gene Ontology annotation, biological process: ceramide biosynthetic process.
AGACGUUCCAAGCUAUCCGGCGGUAUUCCAGCUGAAAGACUUGAAGGUAGCGUGUCUCCCCAUACUAUUGUGUUCCCCAAAGAGCCCAAAACAUCCACAUCAGAGAGCUCAGCACCUGGAGCAGAGCGGAAUCAUGUCCACCAACCCCCGAGUGCACACUCGCAGACGGGCCAGCAGCGUCUCUCAAGCUCUAUCUGCUAUUCCCCUAAACAACGCGCCAGCCUACGAGUCGAGGGUGCCGGUAACCGCAACGCAGAACGCCCCUGCUGAACAAACGGACAGUAACCCGAGCCUCCAGUUGAACGGCUCGGCCGAUUCGUUCACCGCCGCCGAGGUAGUUGCGGACGAAGCUCGAGCAGCUCAGUUGCGCCGACGUCGUCCCGGCAACGACGAGAAGCCUGUUACCGAAGCCGUAGCAGCCUUGCCUGGAGAUAAGAAGCUUCCAGUUAAGAGAAACAUCGACCCCUUUGAUGAUGCGCGAUACAAGUCGGACGGAUUGUGGCAAGAUUUGAGAACGGGCAAAUGGAUGCUCAUCCCUUCCUCUUCCUUGCCGAUCCUGGUGCUCCCGAUCCUGCUCUACAUCAACCAUGAAUAUAUCCUGACCAACCCGAACAUCCCCCUGCCGGAUGUGUUCCGUCAAAUUGUCCCCAUCACGACUAGGAACCCCUGGACUCCCUUGCUAUUCCUGAGCGGAUUCGACGGGAGAGAUGAGGCUGGGACUUCGUUCUACAAAAGGAGCUGGUUGGAUUUGCUGUUCAUCGCUUAUCACAUUGUCUUCUUCUCCUUCGUGAGACAAAGCAUCACGCUCUAUAUCCUGAGACCGCUUGUGAAACGCCUAGGCAUUCCUCCAGCCAAGUUCGAGCGCUUUACCGAGCAGGGGUACGCUUUCCUCUAUUUCGGCUUCUUCGGGCCUUUGGGCAUGUAUGUGAUGCACGGCUUGCCCAUCUGGUGGUACAAUACAUCGGCUUUCUGGACGACAUUUCCGGUUCUGAGGAUGACCGGACUGCUCAAGGCAUAUUACCUCUUGCAAGGCAGUUAUUGGUGUCAGCAGGCUAUUAUCCUGGCUGCUGGUGUCGAGAAGCCCCGGAAGGAUUUCAAGGAACUCAUUGCCCACCAUAUCAUCACUCUGUGGUUGAUCGGCUGGAGCUACAUGCUGACCCUUACCUAUAUCGGCGUGGCAGUCUACGUAACCAUGGACGUCUCUGACAUCUUCCUCGCUCUGGCCAAGUGUGUCAACUACGUCAGCGAAGACGCUUCCGCGCCCUUCUUUGCAUUCUUUGUCGUGGUUUGGACAUACAUGCGGCAUUACUUGAACCUCAAGAUCUUGUAUUCCGUGUGGACCGAGUUCGACCUGGUCCCGGAAUGGGCCCGUACGACCACUUUCGAGCCUUGGAAGGAGACCGGGCUUUUGGCAUGGUGGCUUCAACCUGUUAUCUUCGCGUCCAUCUUUUUCCUACAGCUCAUCAACCUGUUCUGGUACUUCCUGAUUCUUCGCAUCUUGUUCCGGGCCUUGUUCUCCAAAUCGCUAUCGGACGAGAGGUCGGAUGAAGACGAGUAACGCGAUCCGCGGAUCGGACAUCAACUUGGCACGCGACUGCGAACCACGUGGGGCACUCCGGGGCUAGUAACCACUUGUAAACACGCGUCACCUGCGAUUGCAGAUCACUUCGGGGGGGUCGUGACAUGUUGUUAUUUGCAUAUUGCUGUUCUUCGA